AGCUGUUGAGUGUCUCUGGGGGACUGGGGCAGCUUUACCAUUGAUCUCAUUUACCAAAUAGGUCGUGAUUGUGAGUUGAGCCAGAGUGAGAGCGAGCGAGCAAGCGAGCAAGGGUCUGACUUAGCCCUGGUAUUGUUGGAGUCAGCCUGCUGUGAGGAAACUCUCAAACCAGAUCACCGCCAAGCCAGGUCUACACGUAUUCACGUAACCAGGUGGAGUGAGAGCUGAAGCCCGGUCGCCAUGUCGAUGAGAGUGAUGAGCACGAGUACGAGCACAGUGACCACGGAGCAGAGGUCGGAUAUGGGGACGACCAGGGUCUCCAAGGUCACUCGUGUCACCAAGGUCACCACCGGGGAAGAGUUUGAGCAGGUUCGCAGGAAGUCAUCUGUCACCCUGCAGAGCCUGAGCGUGGAGACCCACUCUGCCACCAUCCCACCAGGAGAAACCAUCCCCCAGUUUAAUGAGAAGCCAAUUUCUGUGACAGCCCAGGAAGGUAAGGAGGCGGUGUUCAAGGUGAAGGUCAAAGGCAAUCCGAAGCCCAGCGUUACGUGGAAGCGAGCGAGCAACAAGCCACUCCGAGAGGGAGCCAGGAUCAGCUUUGACAACGUCACAAAGGAGAAUAUCCUGAAGAUCGAGAACCUGACAGCGGAUGAUGAAGACGCCUACAAGUGUAUUGCCUCUAACGUGCACGCUGACUGUACCUACACUGUGUCGCUGUCUGUGACGGAGAUUCAGGACAAACAGGUCAACUUCCGCACAAUGCUGAAGAAAAGGUCUGCUCCUGCCCCUCGCGAGGAACGGAAGGUUCCGGAUGAGAAGGAGAUGUGGGAGAUUCUGGUGAAGGCAGAUAAGAAGGAUUACGAGCGAAUCUGUAUUGAGUACGGCUUCACCGAUUUCAGGGGAAUGCUGAAACGCCUGAAGGAAAUGAAGAAGAAAGUGGACACGGAGAAGGUGAAGAUUCUGAAGCCUCUUGAAGACCAGGAAGGAAAAGUGGACUCGGUUGUGAUCUUUGAAACCAUCCUGGAGCUGAAAGACCCCAACAUUAAGAUGAAUUGGUUCAAGGGCGCAGAGCCAAUCCGGACGCAGUUCUCUCUGGGAAAGUACGAACUGAAGCAGGUGGGGACCAAGUACCAGCUGGUGGUGAAGAACGUGAGCAUGAAGGACUCCGGCAUGUACAGCCUGCAGGUGGCCGACAAGAGGAUGAGUGCAGUGCUCAAUGUCGUAGAUGAGCCACUGAAGUUUGUGUCGGAGUUGAAGCCAGUGACGGUGACAGAACGACAGACGGGGGUGUUUGAGUGCAAACUCACUAAGCGGGUGGAUGGAGUGCUGUGGCGGUGGAACGGCGCCGAGCUGAAGCGUGACGAGAAGCAUGACAUCACUGUGUCCGAGGACGGCCUGACCCACACCCUCAAGGUCAAGGACGUGCGUCCCAGUGACCUGGGCCUCUACAGCGUCUGUGUCGGCGACAAAACCUCAUCUGGCCAGAUGCUCAUAGACCGGACUCCUAUCCAGUUCCCGAGUGCCCUGAAGAACGUGCGAGUGCGUGAGAAGGGAAAGGCACGACUGGAGUGCGAGCUCAGCUCCAAGGACGUUCACAUCAAGUGGCUGCGGAACGGCCAGGAGAUCAAGCGAUCCCCCAAAGUCCACUUCAUCCGCGAGGGCCGGCGCGCAGAGCUCAUCAUCGAGGACGCGGAGCUGGCUGAUUCCGGGGAUUACACCAUCGUGGCCACACAGGACAGCGACCCCCGAGAGUAUCCAAGCUCAGCCAGCCUGACCGUGGAGGAUCGCUUUGCCACAGUGAAGAGCGGGAUGUCUGACUGCAGCCCACAAACAGGGCAGAAUGCAGAGUUCUGCGUGGUGCUGAACGAUGAGAAGGUGGAUGGGGUCUGGCUAAAAGAUGGAAAAGAGUUGACUGAUAAGGACGGGGUGCAGGUGGUGAAGCAGGGGGCGGUGCACAAGCUGGUAUUCAGCAAUGUGGGCGAGAAACACGAGGGGAAAUACACAUUCCGAGCGAAGGGAGCGGAGAGCGAAGCCAUACUGAGCAUUGCAGACCCCCCGGUGAUUGAUGCGGACUUGCUGGCGCUCUUAGCGAAGGAGCCGAUCACGGUGAAAGCCGGGCAGACGGCAACCAUCAAGAUCCCGUUCCAUGGGAAGCCAGUGCCGAAGAUCAGCUGGUUCCGUGACGGGCUGGAGGUGUGUGAGGACGAGAAGACAGAGCUGGAGAAGAGCCCCACACAGGCCGUACUGGUGCUCAAAGCCUGUGUGAGGGAGGAUAGCGGCAAUAUCCUGCUCAAACUCAAGAGUGACUGUGGCACUGCUGUGGCCAACCUACACCUCAAUGUCAUCGACAAGCCAAAGCCGCCGCACGGGUCGUUGGAGUUCCUGGAGCACACAGGCCAGUGUGUGAGUAUGAAGUGGAAAGCCCCACGGGACAACGGGGGCAAACAGGUGACCAGCUUUGUAGUGGAGCGGAAGCUGGUGGGGAAGAAGUCCUGGGUGAAGGUGGGUGAGGUGGACAGCAAGACUACCAGCUUCUCCACUAACAAGGUGGAGGAGGGCACCGCAUACCAAUUCCGUGUGCGUGCCGUCAACAGCGAGGGCAUCAGCGAUCCCCUGGUUUCAGAUGAGGUCUUCGCAGGGGAUCCCAUUGAGUCGCCGGGAAUGCUCGCGCCCCCCCAGCUGGUGGACGCCAGGAAGGACGCCAUCACCAUCACCUGGGCUCCCCCUGGCCUCGACGGUGGGGCUCCCAUCCUCGGCUACAUCGUGGAGAGACGCAAGAAAGGCAGCAACGUCUGGGUCCCCGCAUCCAAAGAGCCAAUCCAAGGCACCAAAUUCACUGCGGGUGGGCUAGUGGAAGACAUGGAGUACGAGUUCCGAGUGACCGCAGUGAACCGUGCAGGCCCCGGCAUUCCCAGCUCAGCCUCCAUCCCCGUGAUGGCCAAGGACCCGAUCCGGGCUCCGGGGCUGGUGAAGAAUAUCAAUGUGACGGAUUCUACGAACUCCAGUGUGUCCCUGGCGUGGGAGAAGCCGGAGCAGGGAGACGAGCCCCAAGGCUACAUCCUGGAGAUGAGGGCCGGGGAGAGCAAGGAAUGGACCAAGUGCAGUAAGAUCCCCAUUACCAGCACCAGCUACACUGUGGGCGGACUGCAGGAGAGAAACAAGUACUUCUUCCGCAUCCGGGCUGUCAACGAGGGCGGCGUGGGCGAGCCCAAGGAGCUGGACAGGGGCGUGUAUGCCAUGCCACCCCCAGCUCCUCCCCGGUUCCUGGACGCGCGGAUGCCAAGCAGUAUGGUGGUGCGCGCCGGCUCUGCGCUCUGUAUGAACGUCGGCUUCUCGGGUUCUCCUCCGCCCACAGUCAUGUGGCUGAAGGAUGGGACGCCGGCAAAAGGCAAAGAAACGAUCACGAAGGGGCCAAAGAUGUCUCAGUUCCUGGUGCCAAGUGCCCAGCGCUCAGACUCAGCCUUGUACCGCAUCCUGCUGAGGAAUGAGUACGGGGAAAAAUACCACGAUCUCAGAGUGAGGGUGGCAGGUACGCCAGCGCCCAGAGUGGGCACGGUGUGCGCCUGCUUCAGAGCGGUCACACCGAUAGUGGUGAUCGUGAUGGUCAUGAUGAUGGCCUGCAUCGAUGAGAACCUGGAGAUGGUGAAGUUCCUGGUGGAACACGGAGCCAACAUCAACCAACCGGACAAUGAAGGUUGGACGUCCCUGCACGCAGCAGCUUCCUGCGGCUUCAGGGCCAUCACCGAGUAUCUGGUCAAGGAAGGAGCAGACGUGUCUGCAGUGAACAGUGAGGGCGAACUCCCUCUGGACCUCGCGUCGGAGGAUGGGGUCACACGGCUCCUACAGGCGGCCAUCAACCAGCAGGGGGUGGAUGUGUCGAGUGCCCGUGGCGCUGAGGAGGUGCUGAUGACUGUGGAUGCCCGGCAGUGGCUGAACUCAGGGACCGUCCGCGACGUCCGUCACCCGGUAUCAGGGGCCAGCGCCCUGCACGUGGCGGCCGCCAAGGGCUACCUGGGGGUCAUCAAGCUGUUGCUGCAGGCUGGCUGUGAUGUUCAUUCUGUGGACGCUGAUGGCUGGACUCCACUCCACGCAGCCUCACACUGGGGCCAGGCCGAGGCUUGCCGCUUAGUGGCUGAUAGCGUGAGCCUGUCAGCAACCAGCACCAUGGGUCAGACUCCGUUCGAUGUUGCCGAAGAAAACCUUUUGGAAAUACUGGAGGAGAUACAGCAACAACAGAGACUGAAGAUGGAGAAGGAACAAAAAGCUGAUGUCCGGGGAUCGCUGAUCGACUCAAACCCUUUCCAGCCACCGCAACGCAGAGCUCGGAGCAAGGAAAAGGUCUGGAUCCAGGACAAGGAGCGCAGGCCCCUGGAGCCCGUGCCUCUGCCUCCUCUUGAACAUGAGGAGACAAGGAGCAGAGAGAAGCGGCAAAGUUCCUAUCACAAGCCGUCCCACAUCGGGCCUGGAGCAGAGACGGAAAAGGCCAAGUCUCACCAAGCCAGGAAAGGUCAUAACUCAGGCAGCUCAAUCAACCCUGGCAACGGCAUCACCAACCCUGGCAACACCAACCCUGGCAUCGGCAUCACCAACCCUGGCAUCACAACCCUGGCAACACCAACACUGGCACUGGCAUCACCAACCUUGGCAUCGCCAAGAUGGGCAUCACCAACCCUAGCACCGGCAGAAUGGGCAUCACCAACCCUAGCACUGGCAGAAUGGGCAUCACCAACCCUAGCACUGGCAAAAUGGGCAUCACCAACCCUAGCACCGACAAAAUGGCAUCACCAACCCUGGCACUGGCAGAAUCAGCAUCACCAACCCUGGCAUCACCAACCCUAACACGGGUAGGAUAGGCAUCACCAACCCUGGCAUCACUGACUCUAGCACCGGUAGGAUGGGCAUCACCAAU
This is a messenger RNA of Callorhinchus milii (elephant shark), 4909 nucleotides long. Its product is annotated as immunoglobulin superfamily member 22. Lineage: Eukaryota; Metazoa; Chordata; Chondrichthyes; Chimaeriformes; Callorhinchidae. The coding region runs from base 241 to 4839 and encodes 1532 amino acids. Gene Ontology annotation, molecular function: protein binding. The record is from RefSeq and is a predicted model, not a curated record. The transcript is spliced from 28 exons.